UCACCAGAGCGGAGAAGCCGUCUUGCGAGCCGCCGUCAGCACAGCAAAAAAUAAAACCCAAACGAUGACAUACUUACAAAAACGACAGAAGCAAACAUUAAUUUGACAACUUCCGACCCCGCACCUUGCCGUCGCCGCUCCUUGCUGUAAGUGCCCCGCUCCAACUUUCCAGCCCCUUCCCCCCAGCCCAUCGGCCCUCCAGUCCAGCAGGACCAUGAUGCUCAGCAGCUCCGUGGAGGUGCCCAGCCCGGGUGGGAUGAGCGGCCUGAGCGGGCUGAGCACAGCGGCCCGGAACGUGGUGCGCUCCUCCAGCAUCUCGGGGGCCAUGUACAGCCUGGAGAAAAGCCCCGGCAGUGGGGUCCCAGACUCGGCAUCGUUGGCUGGCACUAAGAAGCGGCGUUCCAGUUUGGGCGCCAAGAUGGUGGCCAUUGUGGGGUUGUCGCAGUGGAGCAAGAGUACACAGCAGCUCAAUCAGCAAGACGGCGGGACGAAGAAGCUCCGCAGCACCAUCCGGCGGAGCACGGAGACCGGCAUCGCCGUCGAGAUGAGGAAUCGAGUGACACGGCAGGGCAGCAAGGACUCAACCGACGGCAGCACUAACUCAAAUAGCUCUGAUGGAACGUUUGUCUUCCCUACCACACGCCUGGGGCCUGAGAGCCAGUUCAGUGAUUUUCUGGACGGACUAGGCCCCGCUCAGAUCGUGGGCCGGCAAACAUUAGCUACACCCCCAAUGGGGGAUGUACAUGUAGGCAUGGUAGACAGAGGAGGACAGCUGGAGGUGGAGGUCAACCAGGCCAGAGGGUUGAUCCCCAAACCAGGCUCCAAGAACAUACCAGCAACCUACGUGAAGGUGUAUGUUCUAGAGAAUGGAAUGUGCUUGGCCAAGAAGAAAACCAAAGUAGUAAAGAAGAAUCUGGACCCCACCUACCAGCAGGCUCUAUUGUUUGAUGAGAGUCCUCAGGGCAAAGUCCUACAGGUAAUAGUGUGGGGGGAUUAUGGGCGUAUGGACCACAAGUGCUUCAUGGGAAUGGCCCAAAUCCUUCUGGAGGACUUGGACCUGUCUGCCACAGUCAGCGGCUGGUACAAGCUGUUCCCUACCUCCUCUCUGGCAGACCCCAGCAUCGGACCCCUCACCAGACGCCUCUCUCAGUCCUCCCUGGAGAGUGCCACCAGCCCUUCAUGCACCUAGACACCCAGGACAGCACACACACACACACACACACGCGCACAAGGAAGAGUCAUGCAGACACAGACGCACGUACUGUAUAUACACGACGAAUAUAUCUGAAGUGCAAGGCAGGUAGGCAUACAUACACAAAGAGAUGCAUCUGCACAGGACAACAUACUCGACAUACAUACAAAUACCCAAUCUCACCCACAUUAACACACAUGCACUCUCAACAUGCUGCCAUAUUCUUUACUGGAAUAUCCUCUCAAUCGUCAUUCAUGCUCUCACCCACUGGUCAGUGUUAGUUGGCUAAAUGAUUAGCAGAUCCAAAUCGGAGAGGACACGUAGACCUGAACAUGUAGCAUUUUUCACCCACCUGUUUCAAACAUUUCAUACCACGAAACCAGGAUUCACCGGGUGCCGUGUUCUGCAGUCCAAGAUUUCCAUGGCACAGCUCAUCCCAGGGCACAUCCCGAUGCCAGUUUCUAAACUCUCUAUGCCAAACUAAGAAAAAGAACUUUAUUUUUUAAAACCAAAGCAAUUGUUAUUGUUGUUAUUAUUACUAUAAGUAGUAGGUGAACUAGUAUACAAUAUAAAAUAUGGAUAUGUAGCAGAGUCUAUGACUUAGAUGUAAUGCAAAAAAAAAUAGAAGAUACACUUUAUACACACACACACACACACACACACACACACACACACACACACACACACACACACACACACACACACACACACA
Molecule: messenger RNA, 1904 nt
Organism: Archocentrus centrarchus (flier cichlid)
Lineage: Eukaryota; Metazoa; Chordata; Actinopteri; Cichliformes; Cichlidae
Gene: rims3
Product: regulating synaptic membrane exocytosis 3
Exons: 7
Coding region: 215-1189 (324 amino acids)
Biological process (GO): calcium ion-regulated exocytosis of neurotransmitter; regulation of synaptic plasticity; regulation of membrane potential
Cellular component (GO): cytoskeleton of presynaptic active zone; presynaptic membrane
Molecular function (GO): transmembrane transporter binding; small GTPase binding
Source: RefSeq, a predicted model, not a curated record